Spathaspora passalidarum NRRL Y-27907 is the source of this 1535-nucleotide messenger RNA. RefSeq names its product phosphoglycerate dehydrogenase (gene SER33). The transcript has a single exon. The record is from RefSeq and is a predicted model, not a curated record. Gene Ontology annotation, molecular function: NAD binding; oxidoreductase activity, acting on the CH-OH group of donors, NAD or NADP as acceptor. Lineage: Eukaryota; Fungi; Ascomycota; Pichiomycetes; Serinales; Debaryomycetaceae. Bases 46 to 1437 code for a protein of 463 amino acids.
GAAUCAAUUGUACUCACUUGCACUCAUUAGUUCAUCAUCACAAUAAUGGCAUCCCCACAACAAAUCACCAAUGCUUUCCAACAAGCUAUGAAUCUCUCAGGUUCUCCUCAUGAAGUUUCCAUGUCUCCAACUCAAUCAUACAUGAGUCAAUAUUCUUCAUUGAAACCAGCCAAGGCUCUUAAACCAUUCUCAACCGGUGAUAUCAAGAUCUUGUUGUUGGAAAAUGUCAACACCACUGCUAUAAAUAUCUUCAAGACUCAAGGUUAUCAAGUUGAAUUCUACAAAUCAUCCUUACCAGAAGAUGAAUUGAUUGAAAAAAUCAAGGAUGUUCAUGCUAUUGGUAUUAGAUCAAAGACUAAAUUAAGUGAAAAGAUCUUGAGACACGCCAAGAACUUGGUUGUCGUCGGUUGUUUCUGUAUUGGUACUAACCAAGUUGAUUUGGACUUUGCUGCCAAGUCCGGUAUCGCUGUUUUCAACUCCCCAUUCUCCAACUCUAGAUCGGUUGCUGAAUUAGUCAUCGCUGAAAUCAUCACUUUAGCUAGACAAUUGGGUGACCGUUCCAUCGAAAUGCACACUGGUACUUGGAACAAGGUCAGUAGCAAAUGUUGGGAAAUUAGAGGUAAGACCUUGGGUAUUGUGGGUUAUGGUCACAUUGGUUCCCAGUUGUCUGUUUUAGCCGAAGCCAUGGGUAUGAAUGUUAUUUACCACGAUAUUCUCCUGAUUAUGGCCUUGGGUAACUCUAAGCAAGUUACUACUUUGGACGAUUUGUUAUCCCAAGCCGAUUUUGUCAGUUUGCAUGUUCCAGCCACUUCAGAAACUAAGAAUUUGUUGAGCGCUCCACAGUUUGCUGCCAUGAAGGACGGCGCUUACGUUAUUAACGCUUCUAGAGGUACUGUUGUUGAUAUUGGUGCCUUGGUCCAAGCUAUGAAGGCUGGUAAGAUUGCUGGUGCUGCCUUGGAUGUUUAUCCAAACGAACCGGCCAAGAACGGUGAAGACUUGUUCAAUGAUUCAUUAAACUCAUGGGCUUCUGAAUUAUGUUCAUUAAGAAACGUCAUCUUAUCCCCACACAUUGGUGGUUCUACCGAAGAAGCUCAAUCUGCCAUUGGUAUUGAAGUUGCUACUGCCUUGACCAAAUACAUCAACGAAGGUAACUCUCAAGGUGCUGUUAACUUCCCAGAGGUUGCAUUGAGACCAUUAGACUUGGACCAACAAAACACUGUCAGAGUCUUAUAUGUCCAUCACAAUGUUCCAGGUGUCUUGAAAACUGUCAACAACAUUCUUUCUAACCACAACAUUGAAAAGCAAUUUACUGAUUCCCAAGGUGAUAUUGCUUACUUGAUGGCUGAUAUUGCUGAUGUUGAUCUUAGCGAUAUCAAGACUUUAUACGAACAAUUGGAACAAACUCCAUACAAGAUUGGUACUCGUUUGUUAUAUUAGAUAUGUUUACAACAUUGCUUUUUUAAUUUUAAUUCCUGCACUUUCCUUAUUUUGAAGAUAUAUAUAAAUAGUUUAAUAUAAAACCAGUAACCUUAUAG